Toxotes jaculatrix (banded archerfish) is the source of this 3869-nucleotide messenger RNA. RefSeq lists its product as uncharacterized. Gene Ontology annotation, cellular component: cytoplasm. Bases 380 to 2614 code for a protein of 744 amino acids. The record is from RefSeq and is a predicted model, not a curated record. Gene Ontology annotation, molecular function: cysteine-type deubiquitinase activity. The transcript has 12 exons. Gene Ontology annotation, biological process: protein linear deubiquitination. NCBI's taxonomy places the organism in Eukaryota, Metazoa, Chordata, Actinopteri, Toxotidae.
GCUCUGGCUAUGCUAAGGGUUCGCACCAACAGAUGUUCCGCAGAAAACACAGCAAAUACCCGCUUUUUAUUAAAUGUUCCGCAUUAGACGAUAAUGGUGUAGCCACAAGAGAAGCUAACCUUAAGUGAAACAGGAACUGGAGCUACAUGAGUGAAAGCUUGAGGAGUUUGUCCCCAUUAAAACUCAACCGAGGUAUCAACCACAUUGCCACACAUAAACAUGGGUUGCUCCUGGCUUUAGUAGCAGCUUGACCCUCUUCAUCAUGGACUCCUGAAAUCCUCAGACUUCAGCGACUCAUCAGGUCGCUUGUGGUUGUUUUGGACGACGGUCAGCCUAAAACCUGUCUGACUUCCGAGGAAGAGAGAGAGAGAGAGAGCAGAUGGGGAACUGCUGCUGUCACACUGAGAGUCCCUGUGGCAGUGCAGAGGAGAGUAGUGGUUUACUGACAGACGAUUCGAAGGCCACUGUGCCCGUAGGUGACACAGUUGUGGAGGGCACUUAUAGUUCCGACAAAGAUGAUGAUAUGAGGAAAACACCUGAUGAGGUCUGUAUAAAGGUGGCGGAAAAGGCUGAGGCUAUUCAGGUGAAGCAGAGUCCCGAGAGAGGAGAGUUGGAGCCCAGUAACACUCAGGAGAAUGGACCUUUGAAAAAGGAAAGCAUUCAAACGGCAACACCUUCUCCCUGCAAGGGGUUUGAACAGGACAGCUCCACCAGUGCACAAGAUGAAGAUGUGAAGGAACCUCCAGAUGACAGUGGACAAACCGAACUUCUGCACUGCACUUUAAAAUCCCAGCCGGAAUCCCUCUCUGCAGCUCAUUGGGAGGUUUUUACAGACACGAUUGUGGCACCUGAAAAAGAAAAUCCAGCUUCUGUGCAGGACAAAAUCCCAGAUGGCAUCUCACUAACAGCUGAGUCAGUCUGCCCUGAAAAGCCUUCCCAUUCGGAGACAGCCACAACAACAGAGCACAUUACAGUGAGCACUUUGGACAGCGCUGUAGCCGGGCCAUCAGGGGAGUUUUCUCAAAAUAAUGAAGUGCUGUCGGUGCCAAACACUCGGCUGGAUGCAGCGGCUUGUCAGGUGUUUUCCAUCUCUGCAGUCAGUCAGGAGAUCAACACCGAGGCUCCGAGCUCUGCUGUGACAGAGGACGCAGACAAUGCGAGUUCUUCAUUGUGCAAGCAGGAUGGCCCUGAAGACGUAAAAAGCCACCAGGUCUCAGAGUCUUCUACUGGACCAGAGCCCACAGGACUCAGCCACAGUGGUGAGGAACAAGACUCUGCCAACUCUGUCAGGGAGUCAGAAACCACAGCCCCGGCAGACGCCAGCGAGAGCGCAAAGUCCAAUCAGAAUGCAAAGCCAGAUCCUGAGUGUUCAGCUCCGAGCUCAAAGGAGGUCACUUCCUUGGAGAGCAUCAAACAGGAUGUUGGGGAGGAAAUGAUGGACAAAGUGCACAAUAAAGAUGGCGACGUUCCCAAAGCUAAAGAGGAUGAUGUGAUGAGGGAGAAGACAGAGAAUUCCCCCUCAGAGACCAAGACUCAGGCUGAGAAGGAUGCUGAGAUUCAGGAGGUAACUGGAAAAGAGGAGCAGGUGGCAGGGAGCACAGCCACUGAUGUCAAAGUCGAAGUGGUACCUAGAGAAGACCCUACUGAAGACGACCUGGGGGACAGUGAAGAAGACCUGUACAGAGGAGCUGAGGAGCUGCCAGUGUCACAAAACAAUAAACCAGGACCACCAUCUGUGUUUGAAACUACACAUUUGAAGGUGGAGGACAGACACAGUUUGGCUCCGGCGGUGGACAUUCUGUCUUACAGCGAGAGAGAAUGGAAAGGAAAUACUGCCAAAAGUGCUCUCAUUAGAAAGGGUUAUAAAGAGAUGUCCCAGAGGUUCAGCAGCUUGAGGAGAGUGAGGGGGGACAACUACUGUGCACUCAGAGCCACGCUGUUCCAGGUGCUCUCCCACAGCACCCAGCUGCCUGCGUGGCUGCAGGAGGAGGACAUUACUAUGCUGCCGACGCAACUGGAGACCCAGGAAGGUCUGAUAAGUCAGUGGGUGUUUCCUGGCGAGUGCCUGCAGGGAGAUGGGUCGGGAGACGUUACCCAGCAGCUGAAAGGCUACAUGGAGCUUCUCCAGAAUAAGUGGCAGGCAGCGGUGGACUGCUCCUCCGCCGUGGAGCGGCAGCAGCUGUGCGAGCGAGUGUUUCAGGGUGGAGAAGAGGAGCUGGGUCUGCUGGAGGCGCUCAAGCUGCUGAUGCUGGGCAGAGCGGUGGAGCUGCACGGCUGCAUGCAGGGCGGCGGAGACGUCCCGCUCUUCUGCUGGCUGCUGUUUGCGCGGGACUCAUCCGACUGCCCGCGCUCCUUCCUCGUCAACCACCUUCGCCACGUGGGCCUCAGUGCCGGGAUGGAGCAGGUGGAGAUGUUCCUGCUGGGCCACGCCUUGCAGUGCACCAUUCAAGUUUACAGACUGUACAAGGCUGACACAGAGGAGUUUGUCACCUACUACCCAGACGACCAUAAGGACGACUGGCCAUCGGUGUGCCUCGUCACAGAGGAUGAUCGCCACUACAAUGUCCCAGUGGUAGAAGCUGCAGAGCCACACGAGGAGCUCGACUCGAGCUGAUUGCCUCUGCAGAGAAAUCUCCUGCCAUACAAACAAAACACACCUCAGGUUGAUCAAGAUGAAUAGAUUUACACCAAUUGAAGGAAUAGUUUGACAUUUGGGGAAAGAUGCUUGUUAGUUUUCCUGCUAAGAGUCAGAUGAGAAGAUACCAGACUCAUGCUGGGUAUCUGCAGGUCUUGAAGAGUCUUAAAAAGCACUGAAUUCAGUUUCCUCCAGAAAGGACUUGGGGGGUAUUAAAUUUACUAAAGGUUUUCUCUUGCCUGUCGUAGGCAGUGAUGUUUGUUAAAGAAAAUGUUUCUGAAUCCAGUUGUGAGCGGUUGAGAGAUGUCAUACAGCUAUGAAGUGUGAUGACAUGGAUUGUGAGCACAGGAGGAGUCUCUUUACAUCCUUUCUUGGCGACUUGUCGUUGCUGUGAGGUUAAACAGAUGACGUGAUGUGUUAAUAACUGAGCUUUAGAGGUGUUUGGCAGAUUUUCUUACCUUUGGACAAAGCCACGCUAGCUGUUUCCCUCUGUUUCCAGUCUUUAUGCUAAGCUAAGCUAACCAGCUGCCGACUCUACCUUCAUAUUUACGGGACAGACAUGAGAGUGGUAUCAAUCUUCUCAUCUAACGCUCUGUAAGAAAGCCGAUAAGACGUUUUUUCCAAAAUGUUGGAUUGUUUCUUUAAAAAUAUGCUGAUUUUGAGACCCUGUACAAGUUGUGGUUUACACACUUUUGUACACACUGUACUGUAUACAGAGUUUUCUAUUUACAUGUACAUAUGUGUGCAUCUAAUAUUGCGGGGUCAUGUCUGUUACGUACAAAUUAGUUUCCAGGGUGUCAUUUUGAGUUUCAGAUGGGGAGAAGGAAGCCCAAAUUUUCUGAGCAACCUUUUAUGUUUCAUGCGCCAAAAUCAUUGCUUGGUGUUUACACUGGGAUUUGGGCACUUUUAUUUGUAUGUUAAUUUAUUCUUUUUCAUUGAGUCAAAAAAUGCAUUUUAAAUGAAGAAGUGUGACCGUCAUAAGUGAAACAGAUGUAUUAGUCCACAAAGGAUUUGAUGAUUUAUCAGGUUUACACCACAUGAUGAUAGGUGGACCCGGAAGGUGAAGAGCGACCUCUGUGUCAGAGGUGUGAUAUGUGAUGGUCUGUGUUCACGUCUGCAAGUGUGUGUGUGUCAAACUCAAUGUGUAACAUGUUGCCUUUAACCAAGCUGUUCUGAAGGAACAAAAAAAAAGAAAUGUGCCAAUGUUGCUGCAAAUACUGGCAAUAGUCCCAAC